CUCGGCUCCGGCAACGUCUCGCCCACAAAAAAACUGCCUUCUGCUCCCGCUCGGUUUCCGUCUUUUCUUCUGUUUUGCGGCAUUGUCGUGAAGAAGAGGAGACUGCCCUAGAGCGGCUUAGCAGAAGCUCCUGCUUGACGGCCAGAGAGAAGAAACAGGGAGGGGCGGGGUUGACAAGUCGCUUCGUUGUCGUGAGGGGCGCCUUCGCCAUGAGGCAGAAGAAGAAAGGAGAUCUCAGCCGGGCAGAACUGAUGAUGAUGACUAUAGCAGAUGUCAUCAAACAGCUCAUUGAUGCCCAUAACCAGGGCAAAGAUGUGAACUUAAACAAGAUAAAAACAAAGACAGCUGCCAAGUAUGGCCUUUCUGCACAGCCACGCCUGGUUGAUAUCAUUGCUGCUGUUCCCCCUCAGUAUCGCAAAGUGCUGGUUCCUAAGUUGAAAGCAAAACCCAUCCGAACUGCUAGUGGGAUUGCUGUUGUGGCAGUAAUGUGCAAACCACACAGAUGUCCACACAUUAAUUUCACAGGAAACAUAUGUGUAUACUGUCCUGGAGGGCCUGAUUCUGACUUUGAAUAUUCAACACAAUCUUACACUGGAUAUGAGCCAACAUCCAUGAGAGCCAUUCGUGCCAGGUAUGAUCCUUAUCUCCAGACCAGACACCGAGUUGAACAACUGAAGCAGCUGGGCCACAGCAUAGACAAAGUGGAAUUCAUUGUGAUGGGUGGAACAUUCAUGGCUCUUCCAGAAGAAUACAGAGAUUACUUUAUCCGUAAUUUGCAUGAUGCUUUAUCAGGUCAUACUUCUAACAGUGUGGCAGAGGCAGUCAGGUACUCUGAGCGAAGCCUUACAAAAUGCAUCGGGAUUACUAUAGAGACCAGGCCAGAUUAUUGCCUGAAACGGCAUUUGAGUGACAUGUUGUCCUAUGGAUGCACAAGGCUGGAGAUUGGAGUGCAAAGCAUUUAUGAGGAUGUGGCUAGAGACACUAACAGGGGUCAUACAGUAAAGGCUGUGUGUGAAUCGUUCCACUUAGCCAAAGAUGCUGGGUUCAAAGUGGUAGCACAUAUGAUGCCAGAUCUCCCCAACGUGGGACUUGAGAGAGACAUCAACCAGUUUGUGGAAUUUUUUGAGAAUCCUGCCUUUCGCCCAGAUGGCAUGAAGCUAUACCCAACUCUUGUGAUCCGUGGCACUGGCCUCUACGAACUCUGGAAAACUGGGAGGUACAAAAGCUAUCCUCCAAGCACCCUUGUGGAUUUGGUGGCAAGAAUUCUUGCCCUUGUGCCUCCCUGGACUCGAGUGUACCGAGUACAAAGGGAUAUCCCAAUGCCUUUAGUCACUUCAGGAGUGGAACAUGGUAACUUGAGAGAACUUGCUUUGGCCAGGAUGAAAGACUUAGGAACAGAGUGCCGUGAUGUGAGAACAAGAGAAGUUGGAAUACAAGAGAUACAUCACAAAGUGAGACCCUAUCAGGUUGAACUGGUCCGGAGAGAUUAUGUGGCCAAUGGUGGUUGGGAGACCUUUCUUGCCUAUGAAGAUCCUGAGCAGGACAUCCUGAUUGGACUUCUACGUUUGCGAAAGUGUUCAGAGGAGACAUUCAGAGCUGAGCUGAAGGGUGGGGUCUCCAUUGUCCGGGAGCUCCAUGUCUAUGGGAGUGUGGUUCCUGUCAGCAGCCGAGAUCCCUCUAAAUUCCAGCAUCAGGGAUUUGGGAUGCUGCUCAUGGAGGAGGCAGAGAGAAUUGCCAAGGAAGAGCAUGGCUCAUGGAAGAUAGCUGUCAUUUCAGGUGUGGGUACCAGAGAUUACUACAGGAAGAUUGGCUAUGGGCUAGAAGGGCCCUAUAUGGUGAAAAGACUGGACUGACCAAUUUAGAGAGGAACACCCGAGGUUUUUCUGUGCACAUUAAGGCCAGAGCAGAAUGGAAAUGCCAUGGCCCUACUACAAGCAUUGUUUGAGCUGCCAAAACAAGGUUCAUUCAGAUCACUUGAUAUCAAAGAGGCGUUCCUCUUGAGUAUCACGUUCAAAUCCAUGCCAUGAAUUUUGUUGGCCCUUCUAGCAAAAAAAAAAAAAAACUUGACCAUCCCAUUUCUUGAUUAUCAUUUGCAAAUGAAUAACAGCCCUGGAAACAUUCAGGA
Messenger RNA from Python bivittatus (Burmese python), 2125 nucleotides. RefSeq names its product elongator acetyltransferase complex subunit 3 (gene ELP3). Gene Ontology annotation, molecular function: acyltransferase activity, transferring groups other than amino-acyl groups; iron-sulfur cluster binding. Lineage: Eukaryota; Metazoa; Chordata; Lepidosauria; Squamata; Pythonidae. The record is from RefSeq and is a predicted model, not a curated record. Gene Ontology annotation, biological process: tRNA wobble base 5-methoxycarbonylmethyl-2-thiouridinylation. Gene Ontology annotation, cellular component: nucleus; cytoplasm; elongator holoenzyme complex.